Messenger RNA from Penaeus monodon (black tiger shrimp), 567 nucleotides. RefSeq lists its product as uncharacterized. The coding region runs from base 1 to 567 and encodes 188 amino acids. The transcript is spliced from 5 exons. NCBI's taxonomy places the organism in Eukaryota, Metazoa, Arthropoda, Malacostraca, Decapoda, Penaeidae. The record is from RefSeq and is a predicted model, not a curated record.
AUGAACCCUGCGGUGGACCUGCCGAGCCUUCGUCAGCCCGGGGGCUCCGGCUCCGACUCGGAACUGGGCAUGAGGACCCACGACAGCCCGCCGCCUGAGGACCGCCAGAUGGUCUUCAGCUCCGGCCUGGACCACCGCUCGCGGCGAGACACCACCUCACCUCCCGGGCGUCGACGCAUCGCUACCAUCGUGGGACGCGAAGACCUCAGAUACCGCUCCAAGGACCUGGGUCUUCCCACUCACUCCCCCCGCGCCCGUAGCCAGUCCGCGGCGCCCACAGACUCGCCUUCUCUGCACGUGUCUCGCUCACGCAGCAAGUCUCCUCGACGCGCGCCCGAGCAGCCCGCUAGUCGCUCCCUCUCCCCUCCCGAGGCCAGGCCGGGCUACGGAGGGUCCGGAAGGAUGCCAUCUCGGAGUGCCACCGCGACGCCCACGGGGUCGCCCAAGAAGCGGCAGUUGCCCCAGAUCCCAUCGGCGCUCCAGCUCUCCUCCAGGGACAAGGUCACGCAGCAUUCUUAUAUGGAGAGAUCUUCCCAGGUAAACGUUAAGCCCUUUAGGUUCUUCUGA